Messenger RNA from Tigriopus californicus, 2396 nucleotides. RefSeq lists its product as uncharacterized. The transcript is spliced from 3 exons. Gene Ontology annotation, cellular component: cytoplasm; early endosome membrane; lysosome. Gene Ontology annotation, biological process: immune response; antigen processing and presentation of peptide antigen via MHC class II; protein polyubiquitination. Gene Ontology annotation, molecular function: MHC protein binding; zinc ion binding; ubiquitin protein ligase activity. The coding region runs from base 636 to 1967 and encodes 443 amino acids. NCBI's taxonomy places the organism in Eukaryota, Metazoa, Arthropoda, Copepoda, Harpacticoida, Harpacticidae. The record is from RefSeq and is a predicted model, not a curated record.
GUGUUGCGAACAAGUGACAGCUGUCCAUGCCUUGCCUGGAUGAGGGGUUGGCCCUUCGGCCUAGCCUUUCUCCCCCCCUUAGUAAAAAAGCACAACACCACAUCAUUGACGGCCUCUACUUGGCGGUCGGUGAUGCCUGCAGCUGGCCCACAACCUCGAUCAGACGGUCUUGCCUCCAAUGGAUCGCAUUUCAGGCCUGCGGUGAGAGACAAGAAAGCGGAAGAAGAGGCCGUCCCUACCACCACCACCAUCACCACCACCAUUAAGGAAAACAACAGCAACAAACACCACCACCACCACCACCUCCUCCUCCUCCUCUUCCCUCACCAGCACCAUGGCGGAGUAGUCUUGCAGCCUCUUGUGGACCGAGGAAGAGCACUAGCCCACCCCGGUGUCAGAAUGGCCUCAGUUGAAAACGGAACUCUUUGCGAGUCUUUCUCGUCACGUACUCGUACAUUGACUGACUGACUGACGGAGGCACGGACGGACAGGCUGUUUGUUAAUACUGUGGCUGGAGAGACGUGAAAGUGCUAUAAUUUUGUAUUUUUACAUGGAUUCUGAUCAGCAAAGUGAUUAUGUGCUAGUCCUUGUGGUCAGGGUCCAGGUGUCCAAGUGUCCAAAAUCCGAACGGAGACAUGACUGAACACAAUGAGAGCAAAUCAGAGGGAGGUUCGCCUAUCAAUUCCUCGACCCACUCGAAACGAAGUACUAGCUCGGCCUGUGUCCAAUUAGAGGACCUGGAGCCAGGAGGUGUGACUGCCAACUCGCGGGUCAGCUCGAGUAGCCGACCCUUCGUCAUUCAAGACAUGGCGAGUAGUGUCCAAUCCGUGGGUGGAAACUUGGCUUUCAUGACAGAGGAGCCUUAUUUCAGUCCGGUGCUCUUGGAUCAAGGGCCGAAUGGCCUGCCCGGUCAGACUGAUAGCCGGUCAGCUCAUAGCGUGGCCAUGGACAGUUUCACAACGGCUGCCUCCUCCUUAAGUUUGAAUGGAGACUUUUGCAAGAUUUGUCACUGUGGAAGUGAGCCAAAUAUGCCCCUGAUCAAUCCUUGUUUGUGCUGUGGAUCCUUGAAAUAUGUCCACCAAGAGUGCCUUCAGCGGUGGAUCAAAUCGGCGGACAUUAAACGAUGCGAGUUGUGCAAAUACCCAUUCAGUAUGCAAUCCAAGGUGAAACCAUUUUGUCAGUGGGAAAAACUGGAUAUGACACAGAUUGAACGUCGGAAAUUAUUGUGCAGCGUGUCUUUCCAUAUCAUCGCCAUCACAUGCGUGAUCUGGUCAUUGUACGUUCUCAUUGAUAAGACCGCCCAGGAGAUCAAGUCUGGGGAGCUUCAAUGGCCUUUUUGGACCAAAUUGGUGGUGGUGGCCAUCGGCGUCACUGGAGGAUUGGUCUUCAUGUACAUCCAAUGUAAAGUCUACAUUCAUCUGUGCCGAAAAUGGAAGGCUUAUAAUCGGAUCAUAGUGGUCCAAGAUGCCCCAGAAGGGAUCCACAAGCACAAGAGUUCUGCCCUUGGAAAAGAACUUUCUCGCCAAGACAGCCAAUCAUGCCAGAAGCAAGAUUCCCCCGACCAAAUGGUUCCAUCAGAGCCAGAUGUCUUUCAGACAGAUUUGCAAAGGACUAGUGAUGGUUCGGUUUCAACGAUUUCGAGUUCCAAUCCGGAUCAAUCGCAGAGUCCCACCACUAAUAACGUGGAGACCCAAACAGCUCUGAGAGCCGUGAACUUCAUGGACGUAUUGGGUCGAAGAAGCAGUGAUGGUGGAAUGAGAGAUCCAGGAGCAUUGGAGACGAAUUCUGUGGUCGCCCGAAUCUUGGAAGAUAUUCAAGAUGUGGAGAAGAACACCAUUUUUUUCACCGACUAUGAAAUUCAAGACAUCCGCGAUGGACAACCCUCAGGAGACUCUCCUCAAGAACCAGUAUUAGCCUCACAUUGCAAAACUAUCAAUGAGAUGGUCACGACGUCCGUGCCAAGCUGAAUCGGGCAUGAAUGGAACCCUAAGUUCUAUCUAUGAUCAUUUCGUUCGCUCAUACUGUAAGAGAUGAUGAGGUGGAUCCUACCACGGAUUCACGUUCUAUUAGCAUAGCCAUUUCCUAACACUUCACACAUGUCUUGCCUGGGCUUCAAGGGUCCUUGGAAAUGGUUUUUGGACACCAAGGAUCAAAAGAGGCAAACCAAACUUGUCAGACCAUUGGAUAUCUCGAAAUUGGCUUCUGUUCCUAAAAAAACAGUUCUUGCGGUUUCUUACUCAACCAAGCCAAAAUUGAUGGCAUGAAUUCACUGCACAAAUAAAUUCUCUUGCCUACAGAAGAAAUAUUACCAAUUCAGGAAUGACUAUUCACAUGUUGACAUUUCUUUGCUGUUGAAUCAUACUUUCAGAGUUGAUAAUAAAUCUGUGUUAAAUCAA